AUGUUCGAACCAUCACAUGACACUACCCACCACCCUCCACAUACUCCUUCCACUUCCACCGAUUCCAUGACAUUGGCUUCAUCAUCGUCGUCCACUCUUUCGACUCCUUCAUCAUCAUCGACUCGUCGUUUCUCUUCAGAUCGUUCGAGUUCUUCAACGUUUAUCCAUUUCCACUCUUCCAAUUCUCCAAAAAUUCAUCAUCCACUCAUUCCUCCCAUGUUUCGAGAGAUUACUUCAAUUCCGACCAUUGCGAUGCAACUUGUAUUUGGAGUGUUAUGUGGAGUGGUUUUGUGCUACAUGUUGCCACACGUUUUUGAACGAGUUUGGAUAUCGGGAUAUUCUACACUAUUUGCUGCAGCGACAGGUGACACUUUUUCAAAAAACAAUUCGUGUCGAAAUGAAAUCCAUUGUAAUUUAGAAUUUAUUUCACAAUUAUUGAUCAUGUCCAUGAUGUUGUUUUUGGUGUAUGAAAAUUUUUUGAAUUGUGUCACUCCGACCUUGAUUCGAUUCACACUCGCCGGUCAUUCCUUUCGAAACUCAAAAACAAAUUCUGUGAAUACGAAUCAAUUUUUAACCGCACACUAUCCCAGAUAUUUGGUCAAAUUAUUUUUAUUUCCAUUUUCGAUAUUUUUAUGUAGUGUCGUAUGGACCAUCCACAUUUUCCAAAAUGAGGAAACAACAUUCAUGCAAAAUCAUUCAAACACGGAGAACAUCAUUACCACUGACACACUUUCAAACAAUGGAUCUCUCUAUCGAAUGGCUUGUUUUAUCAUUUCUCUGACCAUUGCUUUUAAAGGAGUGAAUGAAUUUGUACAAACAUUUUUCAACUUGCAAUACGAAUUGGAUUUAAUUUCACAAUAUAUUUAUGUGAGAGUUCAGAAAAAAGCAAUUUCAAGCGAACAAGCAUUUGAAAUUUCAGAGAAUGACCAUGGAGAAGAACCAGUUACGAAUUGGAGUUUUUUACUGUCAUUAAUCAUUCCUUUCAUGACAAGUGUCUAUUUAUUGUUCCAUUCCGAGAGCUUUCUUUCUCAUUCAACAUGUUGGAUGUCUCAACAAUGGAUUGGAACUAUUUCUCUACUGUUGGGGUGUGUAACCUUAAUUCUAGAGAAUUUCUCAUGGCCCUUCUCAUUCUUGGAGCAUAAUCUAAAAAUUGUGUUCAAUAAUUUGGGAAAUGUUGCAUUUGUAUGGGGUUUGGAAAUUAUGCUCCAACUGUUCUAG
This is a messenger RNA of Naegleria lovaniensis, 1218 nucleotides long. RefSeq lists its product as uncharacterized. The transcript has a single exon. Bases 1 to 1218 code for a protein of 405 amino acids. Lineage: Eukaryota; Heterolobosea; Eutetramitea; Acrasida; Naegleriidae. The record is from RefSeq and is a predicted model, not a curated record.